Messenger RNA from Rhizophagus irregularis DAOM 181602=DAOM 197198, 756 nucleotides. The record is from RefSeq and is a predicted model, not a curated record. NCBI's taxonomy places the organism in Eukaryota, Fungi, Glomeromycota, Glomeromycetes, Glomerales, Glomeraceae.
AUGACUAAAAAGAGAACUACAAGAAAUACAAAACGCUCUAUAACUAAAAAAGGUUCUACUAGUACUUUACCUCUUAACAUUGAAGUUGAAACUACUUCAACUGUAUCUACUCUUGCAAAUACAACUUUUCCAGAAAUACCUUCUGUAGUCAUUGAUGAUCUUGAGUCAGAGAUGUCGGAAAAGAGGCCAUCUUCUACCACAGAAGACCAAAAUUCAGCGCUUAAGACAUUACUUACUUCUAAUGAUUUGGUACCAUUAUUUGCUACGUUUUUUAAAGCAAUGGUUUCAAGCAUAUCUGCAGAAUCUGCAGAAAAACUGAUGAAUACCGAUCCCGACCAUAGUAAUACAACUCCGAGUAAUAAUAAUCGGCUUGCAACUUUAUUUAUAAAUGAGUCUAAGGUUCUCUUUCUUCGUAUACGAAAGCCACCUCCAGAACUGAUUUUAACAUUGGCCAGGGAAUGUGCACGACAUCUUGAAAUUACUGAACUAGAUGCUAAUAAAGCUAAGCAGAAAGGUUGUGGAUGGUUCGCUACAUGGAGAGUACGAUUGUAUAAUGAAUGUACUGAAUUGGCCUUUAGUUUCUUAGACAAUUAUAAAUAUAAUAAUUCUACAAAAGGACAACGUGCGGGAUGGAGAAAUGCUAUGUUAAGUGAUUUGCAUUCUCUUGAUCGUAUUACAAUUGAUAUACGUGUUAUUUCUGAAAGUGGGGUAACACUAGCACAAAAUUUGAAUAUUCGUAGUUAUGUAUCUUUGUAA